AUGCGAGGAUUAACUAUGAAGAACCUAGGACUCAGCAAGGAACUUGGACGUCGCACAGUUACUUCCACAAUGAACCGAGUAUCUGAACCAGAUAAAGCCAGAGCCGAGGACGGAAAUAAAGCCGAUACUGACAGUGCAACUAAAAGAAUAGGAUUAAUCGGAAUUCUUCUUAGUCUUAAAAUCCAUGCCUACUUUCCUGGUUUCGCAUUCUCUGUUCGGGCACCUCGUGUAUUCGUCACAGAUAAUAGUCUGAUCGAUUUCACAGAGACUGUGGCUGACACGUACCCAUCUACAGUCUCCCUGAUGAAUUUCCGACACAUUACAAUUUACAUGUAUUUAUUCUCAAGUGCCAAACCACGUCCACAACUGCACUUUUCCGAAUCUGCGAGGUGUGAUGAAUGGAAUACGAAUGCGCUGGUGCAAAGCCCACACGCAAAAACUGUGUGCGCAACAUAA
Molecule: messenger RNA, 456 nt
Organism: Necator americanus (New World hookworm)
Lineage: Eukaryota; Metazoa; Nematoda; Chromadorea; Rhabditida; Ancylostomatidae
Exons: 3
Coding region: 1-456 (151 amino acids)
Source: RefSeq, a predicted model, not a curated record